AUGGAGCAACCCUCGUCUUCAGCCAUGGAGCUCAAGGAAAACACCACAAUCGUCGUCCUCGGCGCCUCCGGCGACCUGGCGAAGAAGAAGACAUACCCCGCCCUCUUCGGUCUUUACCGGAACCAAUUUCUUCCCAAGGAUGUCCGCAUCGUUGGCUAUGCGCGCACGAAGAUGGACCACGAGGAGUACCUCCGCCGAAUCAAGUCAUACAUGAAGACACCCACCAAGGAAAUUGAGCAGCAGCUCGAGGACUUCUGCAAGAUCUGCUCGUAUGUCUCUGGCCAGUACGAUAAGGAUGAGUCUUUUGAGGCUCUCACCAAGCACAUGGAGGAGCUCGAGAAGGGUCGUCCCGAGCACAACCGUCUCUUCUACAUGGCCCUCCCGCCUUCCGUCUUCACAAUCGUCUCCCAACAUCUCAAGAAGUGCUGCUACCCUAGCAAAGGCAUUGCUCGCGUUGUCGUUGAGAAGCCUUUCGGCAAGGACCUGGCCAGCUCCCGCGAGCUGCAAAAGUCCCUCGAGCCUGACUGGAAAGAGGAGGAGAUCUACCGAAUUGACCACUACCUGGGCAAAGAGAUGGUCAAGAAUAUCCUGAUCAUGCGCUUUGGGAACUCUUUCCUCGGCGCCACCUGGAAUCGCCAUCACAUCGACAAUGUUCAGAUUACCUUCAAGGAGCCCUUUGGCACCGAGGGCCGUGGCGGCUACUUUGACGAGUUUGGCAUUGUUCGUGACGUCAUGCAGAAUCACUUGCUGCAGGUCCUGACCCUCUUGGCCAUGGAGCGCCCCGUCUCUUUCGACUCUGAGGACAUUCGUGACGAAAAGGUGCGCGUUCUGCGCGCCAUUCCCGCCCUCGAGCCCAAGAAUGUUAUCAUUGGCCAAUAUGGACGUUCGCUGGAUGGCAGCAAGCCCGCCUACAAGGAGGAUGACACUGUUCCCCAGGACUCGCGCUGCCCUACUUUCUGCGCCCUCGUCGCCUACAUUAAGAAUGAGCGAUGGGAUGGCGUGCCCUUCAUCAUGAAGGCUGGCAAGGCCCUCAACGAGCAAAAGACUGAGAUCCGUAUCCAAUUCAAGGACGUCACCUCUGGCAUCUUCAAGGACAUUCCUCGCAACGAGCUGGUUAUGCGCAUUCAGCCCAACGAGAGUGUCUACAUUAAGAUGAACUCGAAGCUUCCUGGCCUCAGCAUGCAGACUGUUGUUACUGAACUCGACCUCACCUACCGCCGCCGUUUCUCUGACCUCAAAAUUCCCGAGGCCUAUGAGUCGCUGGUCCUUGACUGCCUCAAGGGCGACCAUUCUAACUUUGUCCGUGACGACGAGCUCGAUGCCAGCUGGCGCAUCUUCACUCCUCUUCUUCACUACCUCGAUGACAACAAAGAGAUUAUUCCCAUGGAGUACCCCUACGGCUCGCGCGGUCCGGCUGUGCUCGACGACUUUACGGCUUCAUACGGAUACAAAUUUAGCGAUGCUGCCGGCUACCAGUGGCCGACAACAUCUGCUGUGCCCAGCAACAACAACAGCGGCAACAACAAGUUUUGA
Akanthomyces muscarius is the source of this 1533-nucleotide messenger RNA. RefSeq lists its product as uncharacterized. Gene Ontology annotation, molecular function: NADP binding; glucose-6-phosphate dehydrogenase activity. The record is from RefSeq and is a predicted model, not a curated record. Lineage: Eukaryota; Fungi; Ascomycota; Sordariomycetes; Hypocreales; Cordycipitaceae. The transcript has 6 exons. The coding region runs from base 1 to 1533 and encodes 510 amino acids. Gene Ontology annotation, cellular component: cytosol. Gene Ontology annotation, biological process: pentose-phosphate shunt, oxidative branch; glucose metabolic process.